Molecule: messenger RNA, 2147 nt
Organism: Spodoptera litura
Lineage: Eukaryota; Metazoa; Arthropoda; Insecta; Lepidoptera; Noctuidae
Source: RefSeq, a predicted model, not a curated record
AUGUUUCAAUACGAGUAUGAAAAGCGGCCGCCGUCGUCAGUGUCAUGCGAGAGUGCCACGACCGUGACUACAGACUGGAGCCGAAGAUACCCGAAUGUUCCCGAUCGUAUGCCGAACGCUCGCCGUCCAUUACCACCAAGACCGACUGUCAUACAUCGAGUCCCGGAUAAAACUAUUGUUCCUCUGAAAGUGUGGAUCAUCGCCAGUGCCUCAUGCUUCGCCGUCUGCGCGGCACUCGUCCUGGCCACAGUGGUGAUCACCAAAUGGGAUACAUCUGAAACCUUUACCACACAAGAAGUGUUCCAGUCUCCAGAACCUAUUCUCACAGAACAACAUCAGCCAACAACAUAUCAGGAACAGGUACAGCGCUUAGAAGACACGGCUGUGUUAGAAAAGCUAUCAAUUUUCAAAAAUGUAAUCCCUAACAGGGACCAUAAGAGUCUUAUGUCGAAGACCCAAAUUCACCCCAUACACGACGAUAUUAUUCAUGAAGAGAGACCUAUCAAGAAGAAGGAUAAACCAGAAAGUGGUCUAAUGACUGACACACAUGAUUUGGACUCCGAUAAAAAUGACAUACAAGAAUUUAAUAAUAAUAUUUUAGCUGACAAGUCUAAAGUGAAUGAUACUAUAGAACAAAAUAAUGCAGUCAAUGAUUUUGUGCCAAAUUUCAAGCCAUUGCUGCCUGGAUUCGGAAAAAGCAUUGAUGCGGAAAUUCCGUAUGGAUAUUUAGAUGGCAAAGACGACUAUUUCUACAACGACGAGAACCUCUACGACGAUUAUAUGCAAAGUAACUCGAUGACAAGUUAUUUGAUUGAAAAAGUGCAAGAAUUACACGACUGGGUCUCAACAGAUCCGGACAUCACAGUGAACCAGACGAGGAAGGACAACGAUUUCGGUUCCCUUCUAAAAGCCUUAAACGAAAGCUUAGUCGAGGGCAAUGUAACGAUCGUUAUGCAUAAGUUAAGGGACAUGUAUUUUGGUGAAAAUUAUACCAAUUUGAAUAGCAGUAGAAAAAUAAUUGUUACUAAUAAUAGCACUGAUUUGUUAUCGUUCGGCAUACUGACGCUUGACGUAAUGUUGUUACAUAAUAUACAGCUGAUGGCCUGGGAGAAUCAGGAACUAGCUCGGACUAAGAUGAUGCAGGAUCCAGACGUGUUUGCGUUCAACGCCCUCUUUUUGGACCCCAGUAAAGUUGAGAUGAAACAAAAUGAAAUCCCUCACGAUGGCUCAUUAUUCCUUAAACGGUUGAACCCUCGUCAAGAUCCUAUUGAAGAUUUGGAUAUUGGAAAGAACCUAUUGGAAAAUAUAAUGGAAGUGGGGAUGAGUACUGCGCGCGCAGCCAUACAUCUUGGUCGAGCUUACAAAAAUACAAAAAACAUUCUCAAUCAAAUUUCGAACAAGGAACAGCAAGCGGCCAGCAUUCAGAAUCAAAUGUCGCGAAACAUCGAUGGCAACACUCACGCGCUAAACCAUUUGCAGACGUCAUUUGACAGCACCCACGAUGUUGGCAGCAACGGAAGUUUUUAUACGGAAUUGGAUUGCGUAUGGUUGCUGUACUGUAGAAAUUUAGCUGCAACUACGAAAUUAAACGCGCCAUACGGGACUAUGGCCAGGAUAAAUGGGGUCGCCCUAAGAAUGCUAACUGGGGAGUUGGCAGCAAAUAAGGCGCUCGACACGCUGUUAUAUGAAGUACUGACUGGCUGGACUGAGCUGAAGUGUAAUAAUAUGUUCCCUAGAUGCAGUAAAGUGAACGCCGCGUCAGUAGUGCUGGACACAAUAAUGCAAUCACACAGAAAAUCACAAGUUUCCAAUAGAGGGCGAUAAAAUUAAUAGCUAUAUUUAAAAUUCUAAUUCUAAUUUAGAUCAUAUCAUUAGGUACUAUUAAUAUAGCAUAAUAAUAGAAUUUUUAUUUAAAAAAAGCAGAGUUAAAUUUUUAAAAUAUUUAAUUUGAUUGUUAUUGUUGGAUUUUUUAUCUAUGGCGCCAAAGAGGCUUUAAUCUGUUUUGGCGCGAUAGUUUGACAGUUUUUUUUUUAAAUCUUCUUUUGAUCACAGAUAAUUAUAAGUUCUUUCAAGGCCAGCCCUCUUCUGGAAGUUGCAUUUAACAACAAAAAUUGGUCGCAUAGUUGUUUUUUUUUUCAAUUUUUGAA